AUGGCCAGACAUCGUGCCUCAAUCUUUGGGCUCAUAGUCGCAGUCAGCGUCUCGGCUUUUCUCACCGAGGAACAAUUUCCCUGGCAACCUCCUGGACCGGGAGAUUUACGCUCGCCAUGUCCGGGUAUCAACACUCUCGCAAACCACGGACUGCUGCCGCGGGACGGUCGGAACAUUGACCUUGAAAUUCUGGGAGAAGCGACAGCACUCGGCUACAACAUGGAGCACAACACCAUGCUAGCAGUCGGCAUCCCCGCAUUGACGACAUCGACGACGGGGAAUAGCUCGACUUUUCACCUCAGUGACGUUGAUCAGCACACGCCGCAGGUCAUUGAGCACGACGGGAGCUUGAGCCGAGACGACAAGUAUUUCGGCGAUAGCAAUAGUUUUAGUCAUGCUGCAUGGGGCCGCACAUUGGCUUCUUGGGGUGACAUUGAAAUCAUCGACUUUGCGGCUACUGCAAGAGAGAUCAAAGCCCGUUUCGAAUGGGGCGAGGCAAACAACCCCGAGUUCAACGGUACCUUUGCACGAACAGGCGCACUCCUUCAAUAUGCCUUACUUUUGUCAGCGUUUGGGGACUACGGAAACGCCAACAUGACUUUGGUGCGGUAUUGGGUCGAGCAUGAGAGAUUACCCCUAAAUUUGGGUUGGCAGCCACCGGUAGCCAACAUUAACUCCACCAUGAACAGACUUAUCGCUGCUAACAUCUCUGCUUUAUGGGUCUAA
Colletotrichum orchidophilum is the source of this 726-nucleotide messenger RNA. RefSeq lists its product as uncharacterized. NCBI's taxonomy places the organism in Eukaryota, Fungi, Ascomycota, Sordariomycetes, Glomerellales, Glomerellaceae. Bases 1 to 726 code for a protein of 241 amino acids. The transcript has 2 exons. The record is from RefSeq and is a predicted model, not a curated record. Gene Ontology annotation, molecular function: peroxidase activity.